AUGAGCAACUUUGGGGGUUAUGACGAAUACGCAGCAGAACAUCUGCAAUUUGAACCAGCCGACGAAAACGAUGAGACUCAAGUCCUUGACAUGGAUUUCGAUCUCAAAGAAAGUUCUUCUCUUCAGAUAGCUAGUUUCGCAUCACUUCGAGAUCAGGACCUACCUUGCAUCAUCAAUAAAAUGCCCGCCGAGAUAAUUACAUCGAUUCUGCGCGAGCUUACGCCUUGUAUGCGUGCCUGUCUCGGAGUUACGUGUAAAGACAUGUACCAGUACUUCAAAUACGUCAACCCGAAGCUAGUGGGCUUAUCUGAGAGAGCGGGCUCAGGAUCCCAAGAUAAACCUCUCCAUAAGCUUCUCAAGACUUGGAUCGGCCCCCAGUAUCGCCGCGGAGUUUUUAUACCCCAUCACUUUCUUCUUAAAUCCGUGUAUGAACAGUCCUAUGAACUGCCAGCUGGCAAGAAGGAAUUUUAUUUGGCGACCAGAUACAUCGAUUAUCUUGAAUCCAUGAAGCAAAAUAAAACAUUGAGCAUCUAUCCAUUUGUACUGCCAAAUCCAUGCAAUAAAGGGGGCAGCUAG
This is a messenger RNA of Botrytis porri, 576 nucleotides long. RefSeq lists its product as uncharacterized. The record is from RefSeq and is a predicted model, not a curated record. The transcript has 2 exons. Bases 1 to 576 code for a protein of 191 amino acids. NCBI's taxonomy places the organism in Eukaryota, Fungi, Ascomycota, Leotiomycetes, Helotiales, Sclerotiniaceae.